AUGAGCAACCCACUGGAUCUGAUGGGCCCGGGUAUCGCUAGCAGCAGUAUCAGCAGCGAUAGCACCAGCACCGCCCAAACGCAAGCACAAGCACAAGCUGGUUCUACCGUUAGCCCCUCCGUCUCCGCCUCCGCCUCCGGUGAACCUUCUGCCGCCGACUUUUCUUCCUCGUCCCGCCGUUUUCAUCCACAUUCUCAUCCACCGCCCUCCUCUCUAACUUUCGGCUACGUACCCGUGCCCGUUGAGCAACCUCAUAUUCGGGCCAAUCCGCCUCGCCAGUCUCGUGCUUUCUCUUACACAUCCGCCUCGCUCCUUGCCAAUCCCUCUCCUGCGCCCGGUUCAAGAAAGAGUCGCGGCUCCGAGCCCGUCACCAGAGACGCAUACGCACACGCACGCCGGGCCAGUUUCACCGCAGCCCCAAGUUCAACAACAGCAGCAUCAUCCUUGCCAAUCAAGAACCCACGAGCUCUUGCGCGUACUCGCGGCGAGUCCAUGACCUCAGAUACCGCCGAAGACCAGUCGUUGGCCGAUUCGCAGCUCUCAGGCUUUGUCGACGAACCCCACCAACAGCGAAUUCGCUUAUCAUCUGCCAACGUAAAUUCCCACACCGUUUCGUCUGAAGCUUCUGCCGCUGCGAACAAUCGAGCAUCUUAUUCUUCCGAACUUCAGUCUAGGAGACUCUCGGGUACAUCCGUCUACUCUCUCGCAUCUGCCCGCGGUGUCCUAAGUGGUUCAUCAUCGGCCCAGGGCUCAGAGCUGGGAACCCCGCCACGAUCUGUGCCUGGAUUAUUGUCAACGGGAAAGAGCCCAGUAUCAGUCCAGUCCGAAGCCGAGGUUUCCAACGUCACUGUCACUACUUCCAGUCUUCAAGCGGGUCAGUCGGCCGUUGGACAUCAUUCCCAACAUAACUUAACUCCUCGAGAUCACAACUCGCAGCCACUCGACUUUACAAAGCGGGCAAUUCGCGACGACAACAUGCAGAACGCCACGUCCGGUCUGCGCCAAGGGCCUGACCGAUCUCGCAGUCGAGCCAAGAGACGCUUCAGUGGAAGUACUGCAACCAGCAGUCACAGCCCGAGCAGCGAACGGGGUCCCCACCACCGAGAGCGUGAAGAUGUGAAACCGUCACGAUUCGGCACUAUCGGUGUAUGCGCUCUCGAUAUCAAAGCUAGAAGCAAGCCUAGCAGGAACAUUCUGAACCGACUUAUCGCCAAUCGUGAAUUUGAUGUGGUGGUUUUUGGUGAUAAAGUAAUCCUCGAUGAAGAGGUUGAGAAUUGGCCUAUAUGCGAUUACCUCAUUUCGUUCUACUCAGAUGGAUUCCCCCUAGACAAGGCCAUCGCCUAUGUCAAAGCUCGAAAGCCCUUCUGUGUAAACGAUGUUCCUAUGCAGCAGAUCUUGUGGGACCGUCGCCUAUGCUUACACUUGCUCGACAAAAUCAACGUCCGAACCCCAAAGCGUGUCGAGGUAACUCGUGAUGGAGGCCCCCGAUAUCUUACCCCCGAAAUGUCCAAGCAUAUCAAGGAGAUUUCUGGGGUUGUCCUCGAUCCCAUCGACCCAUCACAAGUACCACCGCCUCAGAAGGUUGAACUGAUUGAUGAUGACAACACGAUCAGCGUGGACGGCCUAACACUCAGAAAGCCCUUCGUUGAGAAACCAACAAGCGGCGAAGACCACAAUAUUAUCAUAUAUUUCCCCUCGGAAGAUGGUGGUGGUGCUCGAAAACUAUUCCGAAAGAUCGGAAACAAGAGUUCUGAUUACAUCAAGGACCUCAACGUGCCGAGAGCCAUCACCGAACCAGGUAGCAGUUACAUCUAUGAAAGCUUUAUGCAAGUGGACAACGCCGAAGAUGUGAAAGCCUACACAGUUGGUCCAACUUAUUGUCACGCAGAGACCCGAAAGAGCCCUGUCGUAGACGGAGUGGUGCGAAGAAACACCCAUGGUAAAGAGCUGCGAUAUGUCACAUCUCUUUGCACCGAAGAGAAGGAGAUGGCCAGUCGGAUCUCGACCGCGUUUGGGCAGAGAGUUUGUGGAUUUGACAUGUUGCGGGCGUCAGGAAAGAGUUAUGUCAUCGAUGUGAAUGGCUGGAGUUUCGUCAAAGACAACGAUGACUACUACGACCAUUGCUCCAACAUCCUUAAGGAUCUUUUUGUCAAGGAGAAGAUGCGACGUGGUGGUGUCACCCCACCCAUGCCAUCGCCAGCACCCUCAGACACCGAUCCUUUCACGCGAGCCUCCAUGGCGUUCAAGGACCGCGAACAAGGCCAGUCGAGCGCUGCCGGGGUUAGGACAAGCAUGAACUCCAUCUCAAACACUACCGACUCGUUACCCGAUGACUCUUCGCGCCGCGCUGUGAGCGGUACAGUUACUCCCCUUCUGCCUCCUGAUCAUGGAAUGCCCCCGAAAGCACAUAGCAUAGCUGGCACAUCAACAAUCCCACCCACUCCGCUUGAUGUGUCCUUGCCGGGAAUACUUUCCGCUCCCCCAGAACAACAAAGUGCCAAUCCAGAAGCACCGCCAGAAGAGGCAGCCAUUGUGCCUGAGCCUCCUUUACCAACCCACUCCUGGAAGUUGAAGGGCAUGGUUUCUGUUAUUCGACACGCAGAUCGAACUCCCAAGCAGAAGUACAAAUUUACUUUCCACUCGGAACCCUUUAUUGCGCUCCUUAAAGGCCACCAGGAAGAAGUUCUGCUUAUUGGAGAAGCUGCGCUCGGAAGUGUUGUGCAAGCCGUGGACCUUGCCUAUGAACAAGGUAUUGAGGAUCGUGCCAAGCUUCGAUCUCUCCGAAACGUCCUUGUCAAGAAGGGCAGCUGGCCAGGUACAAAGAUCCAAAUCAAACCUAUGUUUCGAAAGAAGAAGACAGAAGAGCCAGCAAUUAGUGAGGAGCUGGUGGAGUUGAGUGAGAAGAAAGAAGAGGAAAAAGACGACAAGAAAGACAAGGUCGAUGAAGAGGUCGACUCAUCAAAGGAAGAUAAGUCUCUUGGGGUCCCAAAACGACAGGACUCACUUUCUGGAGUCACAAUGUCCAAGUUCACCGCCGCCGAGGAGAGGCUGGUUCUCGACAAACUGCAACUCAUUGUCAAAUGGGGAGGCGAACCGACCCAUUCAGCUCGAUACCAGGCUCAAGAACUCGGUGAGAAUAUGCGGAACGAUCUCAUGCUUUUGAACAGGGACAUUCUCGACGAAGUUCAUGUUUUCAGCAGUUCUGAGCGACGCGUAACUACCAGUGCCCAAAUUUGGGCUGCUUCUUUCCUAGGUAAAAAAGACAUUCCCGAAGACUUCAUUACGAUUCGCAAAGAUCUAUUGGAUGAUUCCAAUGCUGCCAAGGACGAGAUGGACAAGGUCAAGAAGAAGCUCAAGGGCCUGCUACGCAAGGGCAAUGAACGUCCUGCGCAAUUCACUUGGCCAGAAAACAUGCCCGAGCCUUCUGAAGUGCAGACGAGAGUGGUGCAGUUGAUGAAAUUCCACCGACGCGUAAUGGAUCACAACUAUAAAAAGUUAUAUAGUGGUGCCGUCACGUCGCUAAAUGCCAUCUCGAACCCAAGUACCGAGAAGCUAUCAGGGGAUAACUCGAGCUCAUCUCUUGCGUCCUCUUCGAUUUCACAGGCAAACACUCUCAGCCAGAUUCAGUCUCGAUGGUGCUGUGGUGAAGACGCCGAGCUCUUCCGUGAACGGUGGGAGAAGCUGUUCCAGGAAUUCUGUGAUGGUGAUAAGGUUGAUCCAAGCAAGAUAUCGGAACUUUAUGACACCAUGAAGUUCGACGCCUUGCACAACCGACAGUUCCUCGAGUGGGUGUACACGCCACCUAACCAAAUGCUGGACGAGUACACGGCAGCUGGUACCAGCAGUGCCGCUGGUAGCAAGGACGGAAAAUCAAAGGAGUCGGAAGAGGGUAAGAUCCCUGAGGAGAAAUCAGACAAAAGCCAACAUCAAUCCCCUGAAGGGUCGGACAAGGCGGAUGCAGGAAGUCGAUCGGCGUCCGUGAAAAAGCUGUUUAGAAGACGAUCGUUCCUCAACAACUUGCGGCACUUCAACGAGGAAGCACCACCAGAGCAAUACUUCCGACUUUACAAGGGCACGAAACAGACCACAUCUACAACAGAUGCUCUUAACGAACCUCUACAGGAACUCUACCGUCUUGCAAAGGUCUUGUUUGACUUUAUCUGCCCCCAAGAAUACGGUAUCUCGGAUAGCGAGAAACUCGAGAUCGGUCUGCUCACAUCUUUGCCUCUGCUCAAAGAGAUUGUGCAGGAUCUGGAGGAGAUGCAGGCAUCAGACGAUGCCAAGUCUUUCUUCUACUUCACCAAGGAGUCGCAUAUCUAUACCUUGUUGAACUGCAUCAUCGAGGGAGGUGUUGAGACGAAGAUCAACCGCAGCACUAUCCCGGAGCUUGACUACCUUUCUCAGAUCUGCUUCGAGCUUUAUGAAGCAGAGAUGAAGACGUCAGGCGAUGGGACGUCACCUCACAACGCCCCGACAUUCACGUACAGUAUUCGCAUCACCAUCAGCCCCGGAUGCCAUGUUUUCGAUCCUCUGCAUGUUCAACUCGACAGCAGGCAUUGCAUCGGAUUCGCACCCAGGCGAAGUUUGACACCGCACGCGGACUGGUUGCAGGUCAUCAAGACACUCAGAGCCAAGUUCAACCAGGUCAAACUACCAAAGACAUUCCUAGCUGUAAACCUCUCCGAUGCUUUCACAUUCGAGGAUCUCGAGCGACAUGGCAGCGACAGCGAUGUGUUAGAGAUGAAAACUGCGCCGUCCAAAGGCAUAACCAACAUACCUAAGUCUUCCGAAGAUGACGGCUCAGAGACACUCGCGACCGGCGCUGGCGAAGUAAUGAUCUCAUAG
Fusarium sp. VM40 is the source of this 4845-nucleotide messenger RNA. The record is from the annotation of a GenBank genome assembly. NCBI's taxonomy places the organism in Eukaryota, Fungi, Ascomycota, Sordariomycetes, Hypocreales, Nectriaceae.